This is a messenger RNA of Chlorella variabilis, 2655 nucleotides long. RefSeq lists its product as hypothetical. The record is from RefSeq and is a predicted model, not a curated record. Gene Ontology annotation, molecular function: transcription corepressor activity. The transcript has 8 exons. Gene Ontology annotation, biological process: negative regulation of DNA-templated transcription. Lineage: Eukaryota; Viridiplantae; Chlorophyta; Trebouxiophyceae; Chlorellales; Chlorellaceae. The coding region runs from base 1 to 2655 and encodes 884 amino acids.
AUGCCGCCCAGGCGCAAGUCGGCGCUGGAGGACCUGAUCAAGCAGGGCUUUGUGGCCGAUGGAGAGUUGCUGCGAUACAAGAGCAAGCACGGCCAGCUGAUGGCGGUGGGCCGCGCGAGGGAGGGCGGCAUCGAGGUGGCCGGCACCAGCAAGCUUCUGGGAUACACCGCGUUUGAAGACAUUGCAGGCAGCAAGUACCACCGCCCCGCGGAGCACACCCACACCACCACGGGGCGCACCCUGCAGAGCCUGGCGCUGCUGGCGGGCGGCGGCGCCGGCGGCGGCGCCGGCAAGCGGGGCGGCAAGGCGGCGCCACCACCGGAGCCUGUUGUGGAGUUGCUCGAGGACGACAAUGAUGACCUGUGCCACAUCUGCGGCCUGGGGGGCGACCUCAUGUGCUGUGAGACGUGCCCGGGCGUCUUCCACGCCGCCUGCCUGGGCCUGGCUGCGCCGCCAGAAGGGGACUAUCAUUGCCCGCUGUGCAGAUGCUCCGUGUGCGGCGCCGGUGGCAGCCAGGGCCUCAUGCCCACUGGCUGCGAAUGGCUGGACUGCGCAGAGUUUGUCGGCCUGCACAGCCUGCAGCGGCACAGCCGGCCCCACAUCGCGGCCGAGGCGCCCGGCGCCGCGGCUGCCGCCAAGCCGCAGCCUGCAGCGGCGCCCGCCCCGGCGGCGGCUGCGGGAGCCGCAGGAGAAGGCUCCGGCGCGGGAGCGGCGGCACCCGGCGGCGACUCUGGCGGCGGCGACCCGAUGCAGGUGGACGGCCCAGCGCCGGCGGCGGCCGCUGCGGCAGCCGCCGCGGCGGCGGAGGGCGCGGCAGACUUCAGCCGGCUGGCGGCGGCGGCCUGCGGGGCGCCGGCGGUGGUGCAGGCCCCGGCCGAGGCGGACGGCGCGAUGGCCGGCGCCGCCGACGCCGAUGGCGACGCCGCGGUGCGCUGCCCCGUCACUUGCCGUUGGUCCCACCUGCGCUGCUUCCCCCCAGAGUUUGCCGACACGCUGCGCCAGGGUGGGCCGCAGCCCUGCAUCAGCACCACCGACGCGCUGACCGCCAGCAAGCGCCUGGCAGCGGCCUGCGCCGCGGGCGUCAUCCCGCUGGGGUGCAUGGUGGAGGGGGCACGUGCCACCCCCUCAGCAGGCGAGGUCAGCAGCCGCGCGUUUGCGGAGCUGCCGCUGUCGCUGCUGGUGGUGCGCGGCGCGGCGGCGGCCGCGCCGCGCGACUGCCGCGGCAUCGCUCCGGCCUACACGCCUGACCAGCGGCAGGAGCUCCGUGUGGCACUGUCGGCGGCGCUGCACGUGCUGCACAGCUGCUACGAGCCUCUGCCAGACAGCCGCACCGGCGCGGACAUGCUGCCUUGGCUGCUGCGCGGCGCGGUGCUGGCGGGCGGCAAGGCGGACUACAGCGGCAUGCACACCGCGGUCCUGUUUGCGGGGCCGGCGGCGGUGGCUGUGGCCGUCUUCCGCAGCUUUGGCGACCUGGCCGAGGUGCCGGUACUGGCGGUACGGCCUGAGCUGCAGCGCCGCAACGGCCUGGGCCGCCUGCUGCUGGCGGCUGUGGAGCAGCUGCUGCUGCUGGCGGGCGCAAAGGCCAUCUUCACCCCAGCCUUCACAGCGGACGGAGCGCCCUACAUUGCUGUGCCGCCGCCAGCUGCCGCCACUGCCGCUGCCGAGGCGGCGGCCGGCGGCGCGGCGGGCCCGCCGGCGGAGCCGCAGCAGCCGCAGCAGGCGGAGCAGCCUGCGCUGCCGCCGCCGCUGCAAGCCAAGUGGGGUUACAGCCUGGCGCCAGCGGAGGUGAUGCAGCAGGUCGUGACGUACCCGCUCGUGCGCCUGCCUGGCGUGCUGCUGGCCUUCAAGCCGCUGGCGGCGCACACCGUGCUGCUGCCGCCGCGCCUGCCGCCGCGCCUGCGCUGGAGCGGCGGGCUCGACCCGCGCCAGCUGCUGCGGCAGGGCUGGCUGGCCUCGCUGGCGCUGCCCGCCCCUCCGGGGAAGGCUGCGGCGGCCGCGCGGCCGCCGCCGGCCCCAGCCCCCGGCCGCAAGGCGGGGCGCUCUCCCAAGGCGGCGGCACCAAAGCAAGAGAUGCAGAAGUCGAACAUGCCGCAGGCUGCGCCGCCCACAGGCUUUGGCGCCGGCACGGGCUGGGUGCAGCAGCAGCAGCGGCAGCUGGCUCCCGCGGUUGGCGCCGCCGGCGCGGCUGGGGGCCCCACGCCUGCCCAGCUGCAGCAGCAGCAGCAGCAGAUGCUGGCCCUCAUGUACCAGCAGCAGCAGGCUGCAGCGCAGCGCGCGGGGCAGGCGCCGGCUUACCAGCAGAUGCUGCUGGCGCAGCAGCAGCAGGUGGCGCUGAUGGCGCAGCAGCAGCCGGAGGCCUAUGCCGCACUAAUGGCGCAGUACUCUGCGCAGCACCAGCAGCAGCUGGCGGCCGCGCAGCAGCUGCAGCUGGCGCCGGGGCAGCAGCAGCUGCAGCUGGCGGCGGCGCAGCAGCUGGCGGCGGCGGUGCAGCACCAGGGGAUGGCAGCGCAACAGCAGCAGCUGAUGCUGGCCCAGCAGCAGGCCCUCCUGCAGCAGCAGCAGCAGCAGCAGCGGGCGCCGCAGGGGCCGUCGCUGGUUGAGCGCAUGUUGCAGCAGCAGCAGCAGCAGCAGCAGCAGCAGCCCCCGCAGCAGUAG